Molecule: messenger RNA, 3687 nt
Organism: Oreochromis aureus
Lineage: Eukaryota; Metazoa; Chordata; Actinopteri; Cichliformes; Cichlidae
Product: deleted in malignant brain tumors 1 protein-like
Exons: 16
Cellular component (GO): membrane
Source: RefSeq, a predicted model, not a curated record
UUUGUCUUCGCUUCGUUUACCUUUGGUGCUGAGCUUUACUUUGUCGAGAUAAAUGCAGAGUUUAAGCGCAUUACCACCAUGCCACUGCAGUCCAGAUUACUCUCGCAGAUAGAUGUGCUAUCUGACAAACUAAUAAAGGUCUUCAAAAGGCGAGGAGGACAAAGAGGAAGAAGACUUCAGAACAUUCUGGAGCCCACGGCCCAGGCCGCAGAUGAAGCCAUUAUCCAACGAUCUAAUAAGGAAACAACCAUGGGAAUUUACAUCAUAAAGUCAAGAGAUACCAAUGGCAGCCCUGAGGACAUCGGGAUAGUCCUUGAAGGCCAGAGAGUCUGGCAGGAUUUGGAUAACUAUACCCUAGCAGCUGCAAUGCUGUUUGGACUAAUGUACACUUUGAACCUCACCUACCCACUGGAAAAGUAUACCUUGAGCAGCAUCUGCUCUGGCAGGGUGAAGAUCUUCCACAGUGGACGGUGUGGCACAGUGUGUGAUGAUUUGUGGGACCUGAAUGAUGCCAACGUGGUGUGCAGACAGCUGGGCUGAGGAAGCGCUCGUUCAGCACCACAAAAUGCAGCUUUUGGAGAGGGCAGCGGACCCAUCUGGUUGGACGAUGUAGGAUGUUUUGGAAAUGAACCAUCAGUAACUGACUGCAGACACAACGGGCUUGGAGACCACAACUGUGGACACCAUGAAGAUGCCCGUGUUGUAUGUGAACAGGCCAACACAGCAGUCGAGGGGGAGGUCCACCUGGUUAAUGGAAACAGCUCCUGCUCUGGCAGGGUGGAGAUCUUCCACAGUGGACAGUGGGGCACAGUGUGUGACGAUGCCUGGGGCCUGGUGGAUGCUCAGGUGGUGUGUAGACAGCUGGGCUGUGGCAGGGUCUUCUCAGCACCAAAAAAUGCACGAUUUGGACAGGGAAACGGACCCAUCUGGUUGGACAAUGUUGCAUGCAUAGGCAAUGAAUCAAAGCUCUCUGAGUGUCCCCACAGAGGGUUUGGAUUGCAUAACUGUGGCCACUCUGAGGAUGCUGGUGUCGUCUGUGAAGGUAAAUAUGAACCUGCUUCAUCAGUGAGGCUGGUCAACGGUCAGAACCGCUGCUCUGGCAGAGUGGAGAUCUUCAAUGAUGGACAGUGGGGCACAGUGUGUGAUGAUUUGUGGGACCUGAAUGAUGCCAGUGUGGUGUGCAGACAGCUGGGCUGUGGGAGCGCUCGUUCAGCACUGCAAAGUGCAGCUUUUGGAGAGGGCAGCGGACCCAUCUGGUUGGACAAUGUAGCAUGUUUUGGAAAUGAAUCAUCAAUAACUGACUGCAGACACAACGGCCUUGGAGUCCACGACUGUCGUCAUAACGAAGAUGCCAGCAUCAUCUGUGAAGAUCAAGCAGGAAUCAACAGCACUGUUUUUCCAACAACACCAAGGCCGCAGAACUUCACCACCACACAUGUGCCCGCUAACAUCACUACCACAACACCAGUGGGCAACAGCACAGCAGUCGAGGGCGAGGUCCGUCUGGUUAAUGGAAACAGCUCCUGCUCUGGCAGGGUGGAGAUCUUCCACAGUGGACAGUGGGGGACGGUGUGUGACGAUGACUGGGGCCUGGUGGAUGCUCAGGUGGUGUGUAGACAGCUGGGCUGUGGCAGGGUCUUCUCAGCACCAACAAACGCGCGAUUUGGACCGGGCAACGGACCCAUCUGGUUGGAUGAUGUUGCAUGCACAGGCAGCGAAUCAAAGCUCUCUGAGUGCCGCCACGAAGGGUUUGGAUCUCAUAACUGUGCCCACUCUGAGGAUGCUGGUGUCGUCUGUGAAGCUGCUUCAUCAGUGAGGCUGGUCAAUGGUCAGAACCGCUGCUCUGGCAGAGUGGAGGUCUUCAAUGAUGGACAGUGGGGCACAGUGUGUGAUGAUUUGUGGGACCUGAAUGAUGCCAACGUGGUGUGCAGACAGCUGGGUUGUGGGAGCGCUCGUUCAGCACUACAAAGUGCAGCUUUUGGAGAGGGCAGCGGACCCAUCUGGUUGGAUGAUGUAGACUGUUUUGGAAAUGAACCAUCAAUAACUGACUGCAGACACAACGGGCUUGGAGUCCACAACUGUGGACAUUAUGAAGAUGCCAGCAUCAUCUGUGAAGUCCAACCAGGAAUCAACAGCACAGCAGUCGAGGGCGAGGUCCGCCUGGUUAAUGGAAACAGCUCCUGCUCUGGCAGGGUGGAGAUCUUCCACAGUGGACAGUGGGGCACAGUGUGUGACGAUGCCUGGGGCCUGGUGGAUGCUCGGGUGGUGUGUAGACAGCUGGGCUGUGGUAUGGUCCUCUCAGCACCAACAAACGCACAAUUUGGACAGGGCAAUGGACCCAUCUGGUUGGAUGAAGUCACAUGCAUAGGCACCGAAUCAAAGCUCUCUGAGUGCCGCCACGGAGGGUUUGGAUCUCAUGACUGUGGUCACUCUGAGAAUGCUGGUGUCGUCUGUGAAGCUGCUGUAUCAGUGAGGCUGGUCAACGGUGAGAACCGCUGCUCUGGCAGAGUGGAGGUUUUCAUUGAUGGACAGUGGGGUACAGUGUGUCAUGAUUCCUGGGACCACAAUGAUGCCAGCGUGGUGUGCAGACAGCUGGGCUGUGGCAGGGUCCUUGGAUCACCACCACACGCAUAUUAUGGAGAGGGCAGUGGACCCAUCUGGUUGGAUGAUGUAGGAUGUUUUGGAAAUGAAUCAUCAAUAACUGACUGCAGACACAACGGGCUUGGAGUCCAUGACUGUGUUCACCGUCAUGAUGCCAAUGCUAUAUGUGAAAUCCGGCAGCCUCCACUCCAGCCUUCACAAUUAAUUUGUGGCCGUGAUAAAAUCCAAGUAGGUCUGCAUAUGGGCAACAUGUCAUCCUCUGGUUUGAACUCAUUCUCGGGCAACCUGGCUUCCAGCAACUGUUCCUGGGUCAGAGUUCAUGAUGAUAUUGUUUGGUAUGAAGUGGAGGCUCGGGCAGGUGCCUGUGGGAAUCUCCUGGAGAUCAACAGCACACAUGUCAUCUACUCCAACACUUUAUUCAUCUACCCACUGGAUAAUUUGUCUUUCAUUCUUCCUUUGAGUCUUCCCUUCUCCUGUACUUAUCCCAAGGAUAUAGAUGCCAGUCUGAAUGUAGCUAUCGGGCCACACAAGUUGUCUGGAGGAAUUUCAGGCUCAAGUCCGAAAGCUAGAGCCUCCAUGUCUCUAUUCAGCAACUCAGACUACACUGAGUCUUAUCCACCAGGCCAAGUCUUCCUCCCAGUGGGUUCACCUCUGUAUGUGGGCGUCUCUGUGGAGGACACAGAUCCAGUUUUGGCAGCUGUUCUGGAGGACUGCUACGCCACUCACUCACCAAACCCUGAUGAUCCCACACAAUAUCCUCUCAUCCAGAACAAGUGUCCCACUGACCGCCUAAAGGUGUCAAUAGUUGAGAGUGGCUCAUCCCUCCGAGCUCGUUUCUCUGCUCUGCUCUUCCUGCUCCAGGGUCAAUACAGAGACAUUUAUCUUCACUGCAGCCUCAGCCUGUGCAACCAGAGGAAUUACUACUGUGUACCAUCGUGCACAAGUAGGACACGCCGCUCUGUUUCCAACUCAGCUUCUAUGAAUCCCGUCACCAUUGGACCAAUCACUUGGAAUAAGUCGCCUGCAUGAACUCAUAACAUCCAAUUAUAUCACAAGGACAUUCUAUGAGGGGAUAUUCAUUCUUUU